Molecule: messenger RNA, 4299 nt
Organism: Linum tenue
Lineage: Eukaryota; Viridiplantae; Streptophyta; Magnoliopsida; Malpighiales; Linaceae
Source: the annotation of a GenBank genome assembly
CCGGCGUGACAACCCUGUUCUCUAAUAAAAUCUCCACUUCUGCUCCAACUUCUUCUUCUUCUUCUUCGCCCCUUUUAUAAAACGGCCCAAUCCUUCUCUUGUGGCUUUAUUUUCUUCUCUCUCCGACCCUUCUUCGCUCCCAUCGUUCGUUCCUCUGUCUCCCUCACUCCACCCGGCCCUAUCUAUCUUUCUCUCUCUUGUCUUUCCGCGUUUCGUUGCUCCCCCAAUCGCAUCGUCACAGAUUCGCUCGUCGAUCCCCCAACUGGCAACCAUGAGUGACGAGGGAGAGAAGACCUGCCCACUCUGCGCCGAGGAGAUGGAUCUGACUGAUCAGCAGUUGAAGCCUUGCAAAUGUGGCUAUGAGAUAUGUGUUUGGUGUUGGCAUCACAUAAUGGACAUGGCUGAGAAGGAUGACUCAGACGGUCGGUGUCCUGCAUGCCGCACACCAUAUGACAAGGAGAAGAUAGUAGGGACUGGACCGAAUGAGAGAUUGGUAGCUGAAUUCCAAGAGCGGAAGAAGUCACAUAAGUCAAAGUCGAAACCAUCUGAGGGGAGGAAGCAGCUCAGCAGUGUGCGGGUGAUCCAACGGAAUCUUGUCUAUGUAGUUGGGCUACCUAUGAACUUUGCAGAUGAGGAUCUACUCCAGCGACGAGAAUAUUUUGGUCAGUACGGGAAAGUGUUGAAGGUGUCAAUGUCGCGGACAGCAGCGGGAGUCAUUCAGCAGUUUCCUAAUAAUACUUGUAGUGUAUAUAUUACUUACGGAAAGGAGGAUGAAGCAAUUCGUUGUAUUCAAUCAGUACAUGGAUACAUAUUGGAUGGUAGACCAUUGAAGGCAUGCUUUGGAACCACAAAGUACUGUCAUGCUUGGUUAAGAAAUGUGCCCUGCACCAAUCCUGAUUGUCUAUACUUGCAUGAGGUUGGAUCUCAAGAAGAUAGUUUUACAAAAGAUGAGAUAAUCUCAGAGUAUACAAGGAGUAGGGUGCAACAGAUUACUGGCGCUACCAGUAAUUUGGUUCGACGUGCAGGGAAUAUGUUGCCACCUCCAUCGGAUGAAUAUUCUUACAACACUUCGGCCUCUGCUGCAAGACCCAUCGUAAAAAAUGCAGUAAAUAGCGCAAUGGGUAGUAGUGGCAAGGGUUCGCCACCUAAUGGGAGUUGUAGUAGAUCUGGUGCUCUUCCAGCUGCGGCUUCAUGGGGAAUGCGCUCUUCAAACCAGCCACAAAAUCUAACAUUUUCAAAUGGCCCUCCUGUGCUGAAGCCUGAUACAGUGAAAAAGACCAGUUGGAAUGAAGAUAGUCAACCAAUAAUAAGUAAAUGCAAACCCGAUUUAUUAGGACCUUUGAAACGGUUGCCUGCUAGUGACUCCCCUCCCAUUGUGCCUGAGAAAGCAUCUUUAAAUGAUACCAGUGUUAAUAUUCACUUAACUAAAGACUGGGGAACAGCUGAGGUCUCAAGUGUGAAAAGUUCUCUUAUGUCCCCUCAGUCCUCAAGUCAUGAGCAAGAUGAGCUUGCUAUUGCAGAUGAGAAGAUUCCGGGUUCAUGUUCUGAAAUGUCUUCAAUAAGGAUUGGUGGAAAUGAUACCUCAGGGGCAAUGAGUAGAACUGGCAGCGUGUUUCCAGAGAACAGUGUGUUCAAAUCUCCUAGUGGUCAGCAACAAUAUGUUGAGCAAUGUGGAGGCUCUUUAGCUUCUCCAGCAAGUGAGCCUGCUGCUAAUGGGGUAUAUAAUUCUAGAGUAGAAAAAGAUUGGAGAAUGGAUCCACAGACUGAAGCAGUUCCAAGCAGCGAAUGUGAGCUGGAAGAGGAUGUAUUAUCGUUUGAUAAUCAGAGACUGACGGAUCCAGAGGUUGUCAGCCGUUCAUUGUAUUUGCCAAGUUCAGUGAACUCUCUCCAGACAGCAAACAGUUCCUGGUCUCAUUCUUUGCAGCAUACAGAUGCUUUAGCUACUGUUGAUGCAAAUGCUGAUUCUUUAUUCUUAGAUCAUAGAAUUGGUGAUCGUCCAAUGAGACACAUGCCUAGCAAUCCUGCCUUGCCAAAUGGAUACACUGAAACAUUGAUGAAUAGUUCUACUGGGUUGAGUAGACUUGCAGAACUAACUCUUUUCCCUCCUGGCCAAGAUGAACGGGAGCACUUGGGAAGAAUACAAAGUGACGGUGAUGGUAAUGUGAUUCUAGAUGCUGGAGAGAGUAGCAUAAUUUCAAAUAUACUAUCUCUAGAUCUGGAUGGAUGGGAUGAAUCAAUAACUUCCCCACAAAAUUUGGCUAAACUAUUGGGUGAUAAAGAUAAACAAACUAGUUCUCUGAAGAUGUCUAAUUCCUGGAAAGCUCAAAGUAACAUGCAGUCUAGGUUUUCUUUUGCUAGGCAGGAGGAAUCGAGGAACCAUGCAUUUGAUAUUGAUCCGUCCUUUAUUGGGCUUGGACAAAUGCCAAGGAAUCAUUCAUUCAAUCAUGAUCUCUUGGAAAAUAGAAAUUCAUAUUUGGAUAAGCAUGGGUUGAGUAAUGGUUUCUCAUCAAGUAAUAUGGACGAUUUAGAAUCCUCUCUUGGUGGCAAUUCAGCUUUCUCUUCCAGUAAGCCUUCCGUUUUGCGAUCUCAAAUUUCGGCCCCACCUGGGUUUUCAGUGCCUAACAGAGCACCGCCACCAGGCUUCUCUUCUCAUGAGAGGGUGGAGCAGACUUUUGACAGCAUCUCAGGAAAUCAUUUGCUCGACUCGUCUUCCUUGCUUAGAAGCUCAUACCAGGCUCCAAUGAGUGGAAGCAUGGGAAGCACAGCUGACAUUGAAUUCAUAGAUCCUGCAAUUUUAGCUGUUGGCAAGGGGAGACCUCAAGGGGCCUUUAGUAAUAAUAGCCCUGGUUUAGACAUGAGAUCAAACUUUCCACUACAGUAUAGCAGUUUUGAGAAUGAGGCCAGACUACAGCAACUAAUCAUGCAAAGAUCUCUUCCUCAACAACAGCAGAACCUACGAUAUGGUGACCUUGCGGAUAACUUCUCUUCUUCACUCGCUGAUUCUUAUGGCCUCUCUUCAAGGAUGGUGGAUCAGUCUCAACUGAACAACAACUUGUCCCCCUUUGCACAACUGUCCGUCCCACAAUCUAGGAGUAAUGGACUUGUGUCAAAUGGGCACUGGGGGGAUGGCUGGAAUGAGGUUCAGGGCGGUGGAAACAAUUUGGGUAUGGCAGACCUACUCAGGAGUGAGAGACUGGGCCAGUUCAACAAUUUCUACUCCUCUGGGUACGAAGAUUCAAAAUUCCGGAUGCCUAGCUCUGGUGACUUUUAUAACAGGACGUUUGAGAUGUGAAGCAGUAGUGAGAACAUAUGAAGAUGUUUUGCCUGGCUAGCACAUGGCUGAGAGGUGUAGAGGGGGGAGACGGAUAAGAUGAUCUGCUUCACAACUACGUGGCCGUUGUACUGAAGGAUUGGACUCUACAGCUUUGACAUGUUUGGGUGUGCAGCCUUAUGAAGGACCAAAAGCUCCCGACCCGAGGUCUAGAAGGCAGCAGGUGUGAUAUGAAUGAAUGCCCUCUUAGGGGAAAGAUUUUACCCUGCCAUCCCACGAAACUGCUCUAUCAUCUAAGCAGUAUUCAUUGUGCUUUUUCUUUCCGUCGCAGGUCAUGUAAGCUUGUGGAGAAGAACAUCAUUGCUGUAGUUGAUUUGGUGCCUUGAAGCGGCAGGGGGUGCGUGCAUACUACUACCUAGAGAAGUUGGGGCAAAGGUUGUUAACCUUAUAGAGUUGUUGACUGUCCCUUCUUUUCUCCAGAGUCUUGGUUCUGUUUCUUUUUUCCUGUGAUGAGUUUAAAAAUGAAUGAAUUUGGUUGAUUUCUCCGUCUGCGUCGCCAACUGAAUAUAGAGUUCGACUUGUGGAAGAGGCUAGUCUCCCUGUCUUCCCCCCUCUCCCCGGUCUCCAUUUGUACGCUUUUGACUGCCUUCCCGAUUAUUGUUACUAACUGCCAGUAGCCAGUAUUAGAUACAAAAGUGGGGGGAAAAAGAUGUUUCAACUUGCAACCCUCUCGAGUUCCAGCUUCUGCAUCGUCUUACUGCUUGAAUCUGUUGUCUGGAUGCUGUGGGUGGUCUCUCGGCCGAUUCAUGUUGGAAGUUCAUAAUAGCUAAAUCUCCAACUUGAUUGUCUGAAGUAUGUUGGAAUCCAACUCCAUUAUCCAAAGAUAGAUAGAGCCAACUUCGCAAUCGAGAUGCUUUAGGUCGGUCGCUGUUGAUUUGAUGCAAAGGUGAUGUUUGCGCAUGUAUAACAUCAUGUAUUUAUACACAUAGGAAAAGUAAUAGUGAUACAUGACCUUUAACGAAUUAGAC